CUGAUAGGCGGCACUGACUGGCACUGAUAGGCGGCACUGACGAGCACUGUUGGACGACACUGACGAGCACUGUUAGGUGGCACUGAUUGGCACUGUUAGGCGGCACUGACUGGCACUGAUAGGCGACACUGACUGGCACUGAUAGGUGGCACUGAUUGGCAGCACUGAUAGGUUGGCACUGACUGGCACUGAUGGGUGACAUUGAAAGGCAGCUCAGAUGGACACUGAUAUGUGGCACUGACAGGUGGCACUUCUGGGGCCACACUGAUCAUCAGGGCACACUGAUCAGUGCCCUGAUGAUCACUCGAGAGGAGAGAAAUGCCGAUAACCGGCAUUUCCAUGUUUACAUGUGAUCAGCUGUGAUUGGACACAGCUGA
Molecule: messenger RNA, 377 nt
Organism: Staurois parvus
Lineage: Eukaryota; Metazoa; Chordata; Amphibia; Anura; Ranidae
Source: the annotation of a GenBank genome assembly